This is a messenger RNA of Neltuma alba, 958 nucleotides long. RefSeq names its product WUSCHEL-related homeobox 4-like. Bases 90 to 764 code for a protein of 224 amino acids. Gene Ontology annotation, cellular component: nucleus. Gene Ontology annotation, molecular function: DNA-binding transcription factor activity; DNA binding. The record is from RefSeq and is a predicted model, not a curated record. The transcript is spliced from 3 exons. Lineage: Eukaryota; Viridiplantae; Streptophyta; Magnoliopsida; Fabales; Fabaceae. Gene Ontology annotation, biological process: cell division; procambium histogenesis; phloem or xylem histogenesis.
UUCCUGAGUCAACCUCGCCUCAUAAUUUGGUGUUAAGGCACCAUCUCAUUCCUAUAUAAUCAGUGUGGGAGUGGGGAGGGGCAUGAUAUAUGCAGUCGUGCACCAUGGGAAGCAUGGAGGUGCAUCAGUUUGCACGUGGGCUCAUGUUUGAGCACGAACCUUCCCUCACUCUGGGCUUCAAACGCUUACGCCCUCUUGCCCCCAAGCUCCACAACAACACUCACUCUCAUUCCCUUUCCUCUUUCAUCAGACCCGAAAGUGGCCCCAGAAAACUCCCUUCCCCUCACCCUCACCCUCACCCUCACAAAGAUUCGCCGCCCCAGGUGGAGGCGCACCCAGGAGGAACGAGGUGGAAUCCGACGCAGGAACAGAUAGGGAUACUGGAGAUGCUGUACAGAGGUGGAAUGCGAACUCCAAAUGCUGAGCAGAUAGAACAGAUCACUGCUCAGCUUGGCAAAUACGGCAAAAUCGAAGGCAAGAAUGUCUUCUACUGGUUUCAAAACCACAAGGCCCGUGAAAGACAAAAGCAGAAACGCAACCCUAAUACUAGCACCACUUCUUCUACUCCUCCACCUACCACUGCCAUUCCUUUAACUUUACGGACAACGGGCCAAGUAGGAGAAGGAGAGCAGGAAAACCCGUUGAGGAAGAGGUGUAGGAGCCUGGCAUUUGAGUGCUUUCCAUUAGAAGAAAGCAGAUUAUUACGUAGAGAUGAGGAAUACAAAACCCUGGAGCUUUUCCCGUUGCACCCGGAAGGCAAAUGAAGGGGUUUCCCAUUAUUUAUGAUCCUACUUAAUUCCUCGUCUUCACUACUGAUUUCACCGACUAGCGACUGCUUUCAUUGCUUUCGUCGUCUCCUUUCCUUUGUGUAAGACAAAGCGGCCCGUCUGUGCUGCUCUUCAUCUCAAUGUACUUACUCACUAUUCCUGACUUUGAAAUGGAAGCGCCAUUUUAUGUC